AUGGCCAGCGCUGUUGGCGGGGCCCUCACAAUCUCAUCCAGGCGGCAGCCUUACGCCAGCGCACACCCUUGGCAGCAGAUGGACCAGGUCUUUCCUGGGGUCACAUACACCCCUCCAGUGGAUCCCUGGAUUGAGCAGCCCUGCUGUGGGGACCCUGUGUGUGUGCACAUGACCAUGGAGCAGAAGAGCACGGCCAUUAGUGCUCUUGGCGGUAAGCCCACAGAAAGGGGGCCCCUGGCUCUGCACAUGCCCAGCCCAUGGCCCAGGGUGGACUUCCACUGGGUGCCAGUCUCAGACCCACACACCUUUGAUGACUCCUCACAGCAACUGGAUGAUAUGUCCUUUUGCUUUGAGCACUGUCUGGAGAACCUCAGCUGCAUUUUCGAGAUCCUAGGGUACCUGAUGGGGUGAGCCCAGGUGUGGGCAGCCCCCUAACUCGACGGGGACCUGCCCCUUCCUGAUGAUGGUGAGCUCUUCUGCCGGGAUCUCAAGGAAGUUGCUUAAGACCUGAAUAGUUUCACUGAGUACCAUGCUGCAGCACCUUGCCCCCCGGUCCUCGCCUCAAGCCAGCCACCAGUGGCCCCACAGCUGCCUGUGGUGGUAGUACUUAGGUGUUCAGAUCCCCCAGCCCUUACCAUGGGUGCUGGCCCAAUCGCUGUGGCCACCCCUGCUGUUGGUAAUUCCAGCUCUACAUCCAGAAAUAUUCUCCCUGAACAGCAGUGGGCCAAGGAGAACAGCCCUGGGUCUGUGGAGUUUACCUUGUUCAGUUCUGCAUGCAGCACUGAUCCUGGUCCUAUGGAGCCAGCCUCAUCCCAGCCAGGGAAGGUGACCCCCACAAUUGUCCCUGUACUUUUAGGAUCUGCUAAUCUGCCUUCCCAGAAACCAGAUCCAGUUCCACCAGGGAGUCCAGAAACCCAGAAGACAGAGGAGGAGGUUUCUGAGACACAGGGAGACCAGAAGGCAUCUUUAGGUACCUUACAGCGGGUGGCAGAUAGCCCCAGAGGCCCCAGGAGGCCUAGCAGUUUCUCCUACCCCACCGCCCUGGAUUCUGAACACAGCCCAGCCUGUAGGAGUGCUUCUUGUGAUGAAGUGGCCUGCAUAGCCAAGGAACCCCACGGCCCCCCAAAGGACAGGGUGGUGUUCCCAGAUGACUCUAGAUAUAGCGUGCCAGGUAUUGCCCUAUCCACUUGUUUUCUUGCUGGGCAGGAGGUACACUUGUUUGGGCUCUGCUCUGAGCACAAACAGCCGCCUUGUCCCCUUUACCACCCCAUCUUCUAUUACAGCAGAAUGUUGGGCUCUAUGCUGUGUCCCUCAUCCUCUGACUUCCGCAGUGGCCUACAGGCUGCCUCCCACUAGGCUCUCAGCUGCGUUCCCACUGAUGAGACAGAGUUCCAUACAGUAGUCCCCAUCAGAUAUUUGUAUGUUUUUAUAACUGCCCUACUCCCCAGGCCCCUUGUUCAGUGUUGGCUGGGCUGGACUAGGUCUGCCAUGGCAGCCCUGUUUGGAUCUGUCUCUGGUUGGUGUCUCUACAUCGGCUCCCUUCCCCAUCUUGGCUCCCUCUGACCUCUGUCCUCUGGGCUGGAAUUUAAGGAAGGCUGAGUGGGGAAAGUAGCCAUUUUGGUCAUUUAGUAUGAGUGGGAUGGCAGAGAAAGAUGCUUCCCUAUGGCUUUACCGGCAGCCUUGGCCAGCUCGGAAGGUGGGAUCCAGGCUGCCUUGCCAGUGUCAAUUCAAUGCCAGGCAUUUUCCCCUUUUGUAUUUUAACAUUCUAGUUACACCUGGUUUUCUUCAGAAGUUGGCAUGAAUUUCUGUGUUUCAGUACCUUUGCCCAUGUUGCCCUCCCACUUUCUGCUCUUCAGCAGUCCCUGCCUCCCUGCCCACUCCUGCAUAUUGGUGACUCAGCACUUAAACCAGAACCCUUUAAAUGACUUGUGUCUUUGGGUAGACUGUGAGCCUCUAGGGCAGGGGCUCCAUCUUGAUCAGCUUCGUGUUCCUGGUAUACAGUUGGUGCUCAUUAAACAUAUGUUUAAACCAUG
Molecule: messenger RNA, 2033 nt
Organism: Nyctereutes procyonoides (raccoon dog)
Lineage: Eukaryota; Metazoa; Chordata; Mammalia; Carnivora; Canidae
Gene: RTL10
Product: retrotransposon Gag like 10
Source: RefSeq, a predicted model, not a curated record